Molecule: messenger RNA, 501 nt
Organism: Coturnix japonica (Japanese quail)
Lineage: Eukaryota; Metazoa; Chordata; Aves; Galliformes; Phasianidae
Source: RefSeq, a predicted model, not a curated record
CUAUGGGGUUUCUAUGGGUCCCUCUGCGCUAUGGGGCUGAUGGAGAGGUACAAUGUGGGGCAGACCCACAUAUGGCACACGCACCAGGCCUACCUCAAGGGCGCCGAGUCCCGUGUGCGCAGUGACAUUGAUUCCUCCCGCCGCAUGGGGGCGCUGUUCGGCCUGAAGCUGGUUCGUGGCGCCUAUCUACACCACGAGAGGAGCACCGGCAACAUACAGCCCAGCAGGGAGCACACCGACCAAAGCUACGCCGCGUGCCUGGAGCUGGCGCUGCGUCACGUGACGUCGGGUCACGUGACCCUGGUGGUGGCGACGCACAAUGUGGAGUCGAUCCGAGGCGCCGCGCGAAGGAUGGAGGAGCUCGGGAUCCCUCGGGACGGGCCCGUCUGCUUCGCGCAGCUGCAGGGGGUGGCUGAGCACCUGGGGUUGGCGCUGGGUGAGUGACCCAUAAGUGCCCCAUAGGGACCCAUAGAGACCCAUGGAACCCCACAGAGACACAUA